GGAGGCAGGUAGCGGCAGCGCUCCUGGGGGGCCACGUCCUGCCAUGCAGCAGGCAGCAGCACGGCCACCGCCGGGGGGUCCCAUCGCCAUAGCCCCCCCUGGGAGAUGAUGACUGAGCCCACCCACCCCAGCAAUGAGAAGGGACCGCAGGACGAUGCUGCAGGGCACGAUGCGUUCAGGCAGCGCUUUGCCCACAUGAAGUCGUGGCCGGGACUGCUGCGGGUGCUGGGGGGGCUGCAGCUGCUGUGCGGGGGGAUGGCCUUCAUCUGCGUGUGUGCUGACAUCCCGCGGGGUCGCAGCGCUCACAGCAGCGAGCUGCUCCUCGGGGGGGGUCUGGGGGUCCCGCUGACCCCCUUUGUGCUGGCGGUGCUCAGCCUGGCCUGGCUGCUCACCGCCCUCCUGCUGGGGCUGGGGGUCACCGCCCGCUAUCGCCGCAUCCUCCUGGGGGUCACCUGGUGGCCCCCCACUGAAGCGGGGCUCCACGUGCUGCUCUUUGUGCUCUGCCUGGCGGCGGUGGGGGCCCACAUUCACACCGUCACUCUGGGGGGGCUCUGCUCCUCCCCGCUGCCCGGCAGCCCCCUCCUCACCGAGCUCUGCCGCGUGGAGGGGGGUCAGGCGGCCGCGCUCCUCUUCCUCUUCCUCACGGCGCUGCUCUACUUGGCCGGCAGCGCCGUGGCUCUCAAGGUGUGGCACGAGGUGGCCCGGUGGCACCGGGGGGCUGCAGCCAUUCCCUGUAGCCCUGGGGACGGCCCGCAGCCCGCGGGGGCCUCGUGUCCCCCAGUUUGUGUCCCGAAGCCUCUGCUGGUCCAAGCCAAGCGCGUCGUCUUCGAGGAUGAGGUGGGGAUGGCGGGGAGACCCCCACAGAGGGCCAGGCUCACCACCACCGAAGAGGGCGAGCGGUGGGGGGGUUCAGGCUCGGUGCCACAGCCACGCAGCAUCCCUGAUUACGUGGUGCGGUACCCGGCGAUCCGGAGCGCACAGCAGCGGCAGCGGUACGGCGCGGUGUUCGCCGAUCAGCACGCCGAGUACCGGCAGCUGCGGGGCCAACUGAGGGCAGAGCAGCGCGGGGACGCUGUGCGCCCCCUGCACCGCCGCGUGGGCACGGAUUUGGCCUUCGUGGCAAAGUGGCAGCGCUGCCUCUACCUGAAGGAGAAGCUGACACACAUUAAGGCACAGAUCCAUGAGUACGACCGCAGCAGUGACCGCAGCGCCGUCCGCUUCUGAGCGGGGGGGGGGGCGAUGGAUGGGGACCCCCCCCGAAGCCCGAGAGACACCGUGGGGCUCAGCGCUGGGGGUGAUGGCACUACGGGCACCCACUGCCCGCCUGCUGCAUUGCGACCACCCGGGCAAAGGGAGCAAAUGUGGGGCUUCUGGGGGUCUCUGGCGGCUCUGCACCCCCCGGGACUCAAAUCCGGAGGGAUCGGAGCAGUUUAUAAUAAAAUCCGAUGAUGUU
Messenger RNA from Gallus gallus (chicken), 1453 nucleotides. It is a transcript of the gene OCEL1, whose product is annotated as occludin/ELL domain containing 1. Bases 106 to 1224 code for a protein of 372 amino acids. The transcript is spliced from 4 exons. The record is from RefSeq and is a predicted model, not a curated record. Lineage: Eukaryota; Metazoa; Chordata; Aves; Galliformes; Phasianidae. Gene Ontology annotation, cellular component: bicellular tight junction; cytoplasmic vesicle; apical plasma membrane. Gene Ontology annotation, biological process: bicellular tight junction assembly.